AUGGACCUGAAAGACCUGGUAACAUAUUUUUGCUGUUUUCAUCUUGGCAUCUACCUUUUUAUCACCACAUAUAGCUCAGGAGCAGAUGCCUUUUGGAUUGCCAACCUUAACAUAUCAUUUUGGAUAGGCAAUCAAACCGUGUGGGAGAUUGAAGAACGUGGUGUAUUUGCCAAAGCCUCUCCUUUGAAGAAGGUCACCGGAGUGCUAGUGCCACCCGAGGGGCUGCAUCAAAAUGCUUGUAGCUCUGUAACAACGUUUACUAAGCCAGUACACACAGACAGUUGGAUAGCUCUCAUCAUGAGGGGCCAGUGUUCAUUUAUGCAAAAGAUAAGUGUGGCUGCUGAAAAGGGAGCUGUGGGUGUAAUCAUCUACAAUUAUCCAGGAACAGGUAACAGCGUGUUCCCCAUGUUUAACUUGGGAGUGGAAAAUAUUGUGGCAGUCAUGAUUGGCAACCUGAAAGGCUUGGACCUUUUGCUUUUGAUUCAGAAUGGAAUCCAAGUGAUGGUGACCAUUGAUGUUGGAAAGCAUUAUUACCCAUGGCUGACACAUUAUAUGGGUACCAUUUUUGUUUUUGCCUCAGUUGCUGUGGCUUAUUUCACAUUUUACUGUGUCAGGAGGCUGAGAACAGGAAGAGAUCUCACACAGCGAUGCCGACAGCUGCUUGCUAUUAAAAAGGCCAUGAAUCAUCUAGAACUUCGUACCUUGAAAGAGGAUGACAAAGAAGUUGGAUCUGCUGGAGAGAAUUGUGCAGUGUGUUUAGAAAUGUACAAGCCUAAAGAUGUGGCCCGUGUCUUGGAUUGCAGGCACCUUUUUCAUAAAACCUGUGUUGAUCCCUGGCUUUUAAAGCACCAGACGUGCCCUGUGUGCAAGUGGGACAUGCUUGGGACAGUGGAAAGUGUUACAACAGAAACAGAGCCCUUGGUGGGAAAUCAAAUAUCAAACGAAGCUUCUUCCAUUAUCAGUACUCCUAAUGUGGAAGCCUAUGAAGCACAUGCACAUGCAGGGAUGCAGAAAGCCCCAAAGGCUCAAUCAGUAGGCGAAUAA
This is a messenger RNA of Anolis sagrei ordinatus, 1044 nucleotides long. It is a transcript of the gene RNF148, whose product is annotated as ring finger protein 148. The record is from RefSeq and is a predicted model, not a curated record. Lineage: Eukaryota; Metazoa; Chordata; Lepidosauria; Squamata; Anolidae.